AAUAAUUGUUACUUAUUAAUUGUUGCUAAUAAUUAUUCUCAACUAAUUAAUUUUUUUAUUUAUGUAAAGAUGGAGAAUAGGGCUACUUGGAUGUAUGGUUUGCCAAGGUACUCACAAGCCUAUGCUGAUGAGGUGGACAAAUUUAUUACAAUCGCAGUGAAUCAUGCAAAGACGUUGUCAACAGGAAAUAAUUGUUCAGUUAUUUGUCCCUGUAAAGAUUGCAAGAACCACUUAGCAACUUAUGAUGUGGAAAUCAUCAGAUCACAUCUGAUUAGGCGAGGAUUUGUCCCGAACUACACAGUAUGGCUUCAUCAUGGUGAAGUAAUGUUUCUUGAUGGCAACGAUGAUGACCAAGAAGACGAUGCUGAAGAAGGCCAAUUGUUGUCCCAAUACGCAGACAUGUUUGAAGCACAAAUGCAACAUGAUUCAGCAAAAUCUUUGGCCUUAAGUGAAAAGAACAGCUUGCAGGCGAAGAAGAACAUCCACCACCCUCGUCUAGGCCCCGGUGGCUACGAGGGCAAGGAAGAGAUGUUUAGAAAGAUGGAAGAGGAGGCUGUAGCUGCUGGGAAUACAAAAGUAAUGAAAUUGAAGCCACGCACCAAGCGUUGGCUCUUUGCCAGGAAUCUUGAAGAAUCAGGCAGCAGUCUGAAAUUUGCCAAGCCAGAGACCGAGGAGGCAGUGUCAAGGAUAAUGAAAUAUUCUGAAGACAUCGAGAAGGGCUCAUUCACUCCUUCUAGAGAGAAGGACGAGCUUAGCCUUGGCUUGGGAAACCCCGAGCACCCAGGCCGUGUCAGGGGGUUAGGGAAACAUAAGACCUGGAAGGAAGGAUUUCGAGAGGAUGUGGAGAUGUACAAGAAACAUGGUAGAAACCGGGAGGAGAGUCUUGCCACCCUAGUGAAGACCCUAGUUGCCAAGGAACUACAGGAGCAAGGACUGUCUACUGAGCGACGCCUCCGCCUCAGUCGAUCACAUACGGGUGCCAACUCGUUGCAUCCUGUUGAUUCCCAUCGGUAG
Molecule: messenger RNA, 1014 nt
Organism: Sorghum bicolor (sorghum)
Lineage: Eukaryota; Viridiplantae; Streptophyta; Magnoliopsida; Poales; Poaceae
Exons: 3
Coding region: 70-1014 (314 amino acids)
Source: RefSeq, a predicted model, not a curated record